Molecule: messenger RNA, 1491 nt
Organism: Cucurbita pepo subsp. pepo (vegetable marrow)
Lineage: Eukaryota; Viridiplantae; Streptophyta; Magnoliopsida; Cucurbitales; Cucurbitaceae
Product: putative polygalacturonase
Biological process (GO): carbohydrate metabolic process
Molecular function (GO): polygalacturonase activity
Source: RefSeq, a predicted model, not a curated record
AUGACGGUCACUACUCUUACCGGGUGUCCGGCAAUAGCACCAGAGAAUGCUCACUCGACUAGAAAAGGGGCCCAAGAGCAAGUUACCGCAUCGAGAAUCUCGACUGUGAUCGUACUGGCAUUGGUAAGCUUAGCCACCGUGGACGCCAUGAAUCCGGGUCUGAGUUCGAACUCUCUCACAUUUCAGGCGAUCAAUUGCCGGAAACACUCGGCGUUGCUGACGGAGUUUGGCGGCGUUGGGGACGGAGUAACUUCAAACACUCACGCGUUCCGGCAAGCAAUUGAACAUCUCAGCACAUUGGCGGCAGAUGGCGGUGCUCAAUUGGUCGUGCCGCCAGGAAAAUGGCUGACCGGAAGUUUUAAUCUGACCAGCCAUUUCACACUUUUUAUCGAUAAAGAAGCUAAACUUCUUGCAUCCCAGAAUGAAUCGGGAUGGCCACGCGUAGAAGUUCUCCCAUCUUAUGGGAGGGGGAGAGAUGCUCCCGGUGGACGGUACAGUAGCCUCAUCUUUGGAACUAAUCUGACGGAUGUAGUUAUCACGGGUAACAACCGUAAGAUCGACGGGCAGGGAUCUUAUUGGUGGGAAAAGUUUCACAAAAAGGAGCUCAAGGUAACACGGCCAUAUAUGAUCGAGAUCAUGUACUCUGAUCAAAUCCACAUUUGGGAUCUUACUUUCAACAACUCCCCUUCUUGGUUCGUUCAUCCUAUCUAUAGCAGAAAUGUGAUUAUCCAAAGGCUCACAAUCCUGGCUCCAGUCACCGAACCUAAUACGGACGGAAUCAAUCCAGAUUCUUGUUCCAACACUCGAAUCGAAGACUGCUACAUUGUCUCCGGUGACGAUUGCAUCGCCAUCAAGAGCGGAUGGGACCAAUACGGUAUCAAGUUCGGAAUGCCAACCGAGGACCUCGUCAUUCGCCGCGUCACUUGUACUUCACCAGAUUCCGCAGCUAUCGCCCUUGGUAGCGAAAUGUCUGGCGGAAUCCGCAACGUUAGGAUCGAAAACAUCGCUGUAAUCAACACACAGGCUGCCGUCAGAAUCAAAACUGCUCGUGGACGAGGCGGUUUCGUCAAGGACAUUUUCGUUCGAAGAAUGUUUCUAACCCGGAUGAAGUACAUCUUUUGGAUGACUAGAGACUAUAAAGCUCAUGCAGAUGACAAGUUCGAUCCCUCAGCGUUGCCAGUGAUUAAGAACAUUAAUUACAAAGAGUUGGUGGCCAUGAAUGUUAGUAUGUCGGCAAAUUUGGCUGGAAUUUCGGGAGAUCCGUUCACAGAUAUAUGUAUUUCGAAUGUGAAGAUUGAAUUGUCGGCGACGCCUAAAAAGUUGCAGUGGAACUGUACGAAUAUUGAGGGAUUUAGUAGCGAUGUGGAUCCGCCACCAUGUGCUCCACUGGCUAAGGCAGCAAAAAGAGGUGGAUGUGGCUUUCCUGAAGAUCAGCUGCCCAUUGAGAAGGUUCAAUUAAAGUCAUGUUCUCUUGAAAUUCCUGUCUUCUAG